Molecule: messenger RNA, 3431 nt
Organism: Ananas comosus (pineapple)
Lineage: Eukaryota; Viridiplantae; Streptophyta; Magnoliopsida; Poales; Bromeliaceae
Product: insulin-degrading enzyme-like 1, peroxisomal
Exons: 26
Coding region: 301-3231 (976 amino acids)
Biological process (GO): peptide catabolic process
Cellular component (GO): mitochondrion; cytosol
Molecular function (GO): metal ion binding; metalloendopeptidase activity
Source: RefSeq, a predicted model, not a curated record
ACCGCAAUUUUCACCUUACAGGAACCGCUGGCGGUGGGCCGGCGGACAUGGUCAAGCGUGGACUUGCGGGGUCGCUGUCGACUGUCUUUUGACGACGUGGCGUCCCUUUGGCCGGAUCGCCCUUCUGCGUUUCCUGGGGUCCCCUUCGCGACUCGCACGUCAGCCAUGGAUACAAAUCGGCAGAUACACGAGCGAGUGGAGCACCGGCGGAGACAGUGUUACAUCUAAACAGGCGGAGUCUUGGAAAGGUACGAGCAGCACUUAGUCGGAGUCUCGGAGAGAGGCGAUCGAUCGGAAUUAAUGGGUGUGGAGGUGUCGGACGUGGAGUUCGUGAAAGCACGCACGGACAAGCGGGAGUAUCGGGGGAUCGUCCUCCCCAACGCUCUCGAGGUCCUCCUCAUCAGCGACCCCGAAACCGAUAAGGCUGCUGCUUCCAUGGAUGUUCGUGUGGGUUCCUUCUGUGAUCCAGAGGGGCUUGAGGGCUUGGCUCAUUUUCUCGAGCAUAUGCUGUUUUAUGCUAGUGAAAAAUAUCCAGAAGAAGAGAGUUACGGAAAGUACAUCACAGAGCAUGGUGGUUCCACUAAUGCUACUACAUCUUCUGAGAGCACAAAUUUCUAUUUUGAUGUCAACGUAGAUUGCUCCGAAGAGGCCUUGGAUAGAUUUGCACAAUUCUUUAAUAAGCCGUUGAUGUCUGCCGAUGCCACUCUUAGGGAGAUAAAAGCUGUGGACUCUGAGAACAAGAAGAACCUAUUGUCCGAUUCCUGCAGGAUGAUUCAGCUUGAAAAGCAUCUCUCUUCAAAGGACCACCCAUAUCAUAAAUUCAGUACUGGAAACUGGGAAACAUUGGAAAUUAAACCAAAAGAGAAAGGCUUGGACAUAAGACUUGAGCUAAUUAAAUUCUAUGAAGAAAGUUACUCGGCCAACCUCAUGCACCUUGUUGUAUAUGGAAAAGAAAGCCUUGACAAUUUACAAAGUCUAGUGGAAAGCAAAUUCUCAGAUAUUAGAAAUAUUGGAAGAGAACAUUUUCAAUUUCUUGGUCAACCUUAUUCAAGUGAACAUCUUCAGAUUCUGGUAAAAGCGGUUCCAAUAACGGAAGGUGAUGUAUUGAGAAUAAAAUGGCAAAUCACUCCUACCUUACGGUAUUACAAAGAAGGGCCUUGCAAUUACCUUAGUCAUCUUAUUGGGCAUGAAGGAGAGGGAUCUCUAUUUUAUGUUUUGAAAAAGUUGGGAUGGGCUCUCAGUUUGGUAGCUGGGGAAGCAGGUGCCAACUUUGAAUAUUCCUUUUUCUUUGUAAGCAUUGGGCUCACUGAUGCAGGCCAUGAGCAUAUUGAAGAUAUCAUUGGGUUGUUGUUCAAAUAUAUACGCCUGUUGCAGAAUUCUAGAUUCCCAGAAUGGAUUUUUAAUGAGAUUUCAGCGAUAUCUAAGACACAGUUUCAUUAUCAAGACAAAGUCCCUCCAAUUAGCUAUGUUGUUAGUAUUGCUUCAUGCAUGCAGUUUUUCCCACCGGAAGAUUGGUUAGUCGGAGGUUCAUUGCUCUCGAAGUUUGUCCCGAGCAGAAUACAAAUGAUACUGGAUGAGCUGACUCCCAGUAAAGUUAGAAUAUUUUGGGAAUCUAAGAAGUUUGAUGGAUCCGCAAAUUUGGUUGAGCCAUGGUAUGGGACACCAUAUUCUGUUGAAAAAGUCACUCCGUCCAUGUUCCAGCAAUGGAUAGAAAAAGCUCCUAACGAAAAUCUGCAUCUUCCGAAGCCAAAUGUAUUCAUCCCAACUGAUUUAACCAUCAAACUUGUGCAAGAAAAGGUUAAGGUUCCAAUAAUGUUGAGGAAAUCAUCAUUUUCAAGACUCUGGUAUAAACCAGAUACAAUGUUCUUAACUCCCAAAGCUUACAUUAUUAUUGAUUUCAAUUGCCCAUUGGCCAACCAUACACCUGACCAAGAAAUCCUUACUAGUCUUUAUGUGAGGCUAUUAUUGGAUUAUUUGAAUGCUUUUGCUUACGAUGCUGAUAUUGCUGGUCUUUCUUAUUCAAUCCAACAGACUGUUACUGGAUUUCAGGUGAGAGUGGCUGGUUUCAAUGACAAAUUGAAGAUUUUAUUGGAUGAUAUAAUUAGUCAGAUUGAGAAAUUUGAAGUAAAACUAGACCGCUUCUCUGUUUUGAAGGAAUCUAUGACUAAGGAGUACCAAAAUUACAAAUUUAUCCAACCAUGUUCUCAAGCUUCAUACAAUUGUUCGAUGAUACUUGAGGAUCAAAUGUGGCCUUGGGUUGAGAAUUUUGAGGCCCUUUCUCAUCUUGAGGCAGAUCAUCUUUCUGAAUUCGCACCAAAGUUGCUCUUGAGGACCUUUCUGGAGUUCUAUGUUGCAGGAAACAUUGAACAAAGUGAAGCAGAAUCAAUUGUCAAGCAUAUAGAAGAUACUUUAUUUAAUGCUCCCAAUUCUCUAUGCAAACCUUUGUUCCCUUCCCAAUAUAUGUCAAGAAGAGCCGUUAUGCUCGAAAAAGGGCUGAAAUAUUAUCACCAAACUGAGGGCUCAAAUCAGAAGGAUGAGAAUUCUGCGCUUAUCCAGUAUAUUCAGACUCAUCAAGAAAAUGUCAAGUUAAAUGUCAGACUUCACCUAUUUUCUUUUGUUGCCAGCCAACCUGCCUUCCACCAGCUUCGCACAGUUGAGCAACUUGGUUACAUAGUAUACCUAUCAACAAGAAAUGACUAUGGAGUCCGAGGUCUAGAGUUUGUGAUUCAAUCAACUUUGAAGGACCCAAGGCAUCUUGAUACUAGAGUUGAUGCUUUUCUUACAAUGUUUGAAAAGAAAAUAUAUGAAAUGCCUGAUGCAGAGUUCAAGAGAAAUGUGAAUGCGCUCAUUGAUGUGAAACUGGAGAAAUUCAAGAACAUUUGGGAGGAAUCAUCAUUUUUCUGGGCAGAAAUUUGGAGUGGAACUCUCAUGUUCGAUAGGAUGGAGGCCGAUGUAAAUGCUUUCAUCUUACAACUUCAAGUUGAAGCAUUAAAGAAACUUACCAAGGAAGAAUUCAUUGACUACUUCAAUCAAUACAUUAAAGUCGAUGCCCCAAAAAGGAAGACACUUAGCGUGCAAGUAUAUGGGCGAAAUCAUUACGAGGAGUACAAAAAGAUAAUUCAGGAAGAGCAAUCCCCCAAGACAUACAGAAUCAAAGAUAUAUUCAGCUUCAGAAGGUCCAGGCCACUGUUCAGUUGGUCGAAAGGAGGCUCCAGCCACAUGGAACUUUAAAUUCCCUUAUUACCACUAAAUCAAAGAGACUUCCUGUGGAACUUAUUGAAACAAAAGAAUUGAGAAAUUUUCAGUAUGUUAUUCAUCUAAAUCCAUUUUCUUAUAUAGAGAGGAAAAAAGCUUUACAUGGAAGUACAUGAUUAUAUUCUGUUAUACAAAGAAAUAAUCAAAAGGAUAUAGAAAUAUUACUAUCCUAAUAA